Molecule: messenger RNA, 190 nt
Organism: Paramuricea clavata
Lineage: Eukaryota; Metazoa; Cnidaria; Anthozoa; Malacalcyonacea; Plexauridae
Source: the annotation of a GenBank genome assembly
CUCACUGUUCAAGAAGAUGACAGUGAAAUUCAACUCACAAUUUUUUAGCGAUGUCCUGGAAAAGUUAGUUGAUAAGCCGAAUGUGAAUGAGUUGACAGAAGAAGAUAUAAGUGAGAAGUUAUUGGAGUUGACAGACCUCGAAAUUAUUUUUAGGGAUGAUAACAUUGUAACUUCUUGCAAUGCAAUGUAA